Messenger RNA from Solenopsis invicta (red fire ant), 3314 nucleotides. RefSeq names its product kelch-like protein 10 (gene klhl10). The record is from RefSeq and is a predicted model, not a curated record. The transcript has 8 exons. The coding region runs from base 1 to 1950 and encodes 649 amino acids. Lineage: Eukaryota; Metazoa; Arthropoda; Insecta; Hymenoptera; Formicidae. Gene Ontology annotation, molecular function: protein binding.
AUGGAUGCAGAGCAGACCACUAGUAGCAAAAAGAAUGAAAAAUACAAUACAAAUAACCAACGUUUGAUAGCCGAAAGUGGUGGCCGUUGUAUGAGUACACAGGCAAUGCAAUCGCUCUACGACUUUCGACAGAAUAAUCUGCUUUGCGAUGCAAUAUUGAGAUUAGAAGAUGGUGGUGUCUUCCCCAUUCACCGAGCUAUACUUUCGGCAUGCAGUACCUACUUCAGGACAUUAUUUACAACUACAUUGCAUUCUCGUGAAAAAACCGAUGUCCUUCUGCCAGGUGUGACAAGUCCAAUGAUGAAUCUCCUGCUGGAAUAUGCAUAUUUACGAUCCAUUGAUGUGAAUCGUGAAAACGUAUGUGAAUUGCUGACCACGGCGGAUUAUUUAAGCAUCAUAGGUGUGUUCGAUCUAUGCUGCGACUACUUGAGAGAUAAUUUAGCGCCAGAAAAUUGCAUCGACGUAAUGAGAUUCGCCCGUCAACAUUUCUGCAAGAAACUAGAAAAUGACGCUUACCGUUAUAUCGUAGGACACUUUGUCGAGGUGGCACAGAGAAGCGAAGAAAUUUUACAUUUACCUAUCGAGGAACUGAAACCGUUAGUCGGCGCCGAUGAAUUAAAUGUUAAAAGCGAGCAGACAGUUUGGGAGCUAGUUUUGAGAUGGAUAAAUCAUGAUCCAGAAUCCAGGAAAGAUUACAUUGUCGAUCUAAUGAAGAAUAUUAGACUCGGUCUAUUGGACACGCAAUUCUUUUUGGAGAAUGUCAAGGAUCAUCCUUAUGUUGUGGGCAACGAUGCAUGCAGGCCCAUUAUUAUUGAAACACUAAAAUUUUUGUACGAUUUAGAAAUGAUAACUCAAAAAGAUGGGGAAGUACCAACGCCGGAAAUUGCGCGACCCAGAGUCCCGCAUGAGAUUCUAUUCGCCAUUGGUGGAUGGAGCGGUGGCUCUCCGACAAAUUACAUUGAGACAUAUGAUACAAGAGCAGAUCGAUGGAUUCCGAUCGAGGAAACAGAUUCGAUUGGUCCGCGAGCUUAUCACGGACUUGCGGUGGUUGGUUUUGAUAUUUACGUCAUCGGAGGAUUUGAUGGCGUCGAUUAUUUCAAUAGCUGCCGUUGCUUCAACGCGGUGACCAAGGUGUGGCGAGAGGUUGCUCCCAUGAACGCUAGAAGGUGUUAUGUUAGUGUGGCGGUCUUAAACGAUCUGGUUUACGCAAUGGGAGGAUAUGAUGGAUAUCAUCGGCAAAAAACUGCAGAACGUUAUAAUUAUAAGACAAAUCAAUGGUCUCUUAUUGCAUCAAUGAACGUACAGAGAUCUGACGCGAGUGCGACGACGUUAAACGAUAAAAUAUAUAUAACUGGUGGUUUCGAUGGACAUGAUUGUAUGAAUACGGCCGAAGUAUAUGACCCAAACACCAAUCAGUGGACAAUGAUAACUGCAAUGAGGUCACGUAGAAGCGGUGUGUCGUGCAUAUCUUAUCACGGCUGUGUAUACGUUAUUGGAGGGUUCAAUGGAAUAUCGAGAAUGUGCAGUGGGGAAAAAUAUAAGCCUUCUACGAACAGCUGGAGUCAUAUUCCCGAUAUGUAUAAUCCGCGUAGUAACUUUGCCAUUGAAGUAAUCGACGACAUGAUUUUUGCAAUCGGGGGUUUUAAUGGAGUUACUACAACAUACCAAGUGGAAUGUUACGACGAGAAAACAAAUGAAUGGUACGAAGCGACAGAUAUGAAUAUAUGCAGAUCAGCACUGUCGGCUUGCGUCAUUAUGGGUCUUCCAAACGUGUAUGAUUAUAUUCACAAGCAUCGUGAACGUCUAAUGGAAGAGAAGCGUCAAAAGUUACUGGCUCACGAAGUACGUCGGAAUCAACAUCAGCAACAGCAACAGGAGCAGCAGCAGCAAACGAGGCAAACUUCGCAACUCGGCCAAAUUAUACCUACACCACCACCUUUACCACGCUAAUAAAUGAAAAUGAUAAUAAUCGGCGCUAAAAUCAAAUAUUACUACGUAAUAUUAUUACGUAAAUCAAUCGUGUAACAUCUGUUUGAUUUAGUCGACUUGUAAUGCAAAUUUUGGAUUAUUGCCAAACGCAGAGAUAACAAUCAGAAGUAUAAGUGUCUACUGGUACAUUGUUGAUAGUACAAAAACACAACAAUUGUUUAUAUAUUUGCUAAUAAUUUUGCCUAUACUCACAAAGAGAAUAUUUUAUUAUAUUUAUAUAAUUUUCAGACUGUCAUUUACCCAUCUUUGUUAACUUAAAUCUUUUUUGAUACUGCAGAUAUUUCUAUUGAAUCUUUUUUGUGAUUUUACACAUGCUGUAUAUGUAAUGCCAUCACGAAUGAUUAAAUUAAGAUAAGCGAAGAAAUAAUUCAAUUGUUUCUCGUUUUAAAGAUUGAUGAUAUCAUUUAAUUAUUGCAAUAAUGCUCCAAAUAGUAGCGGUAAAUUAGAAUAAAUGGUAAAUUAGAGUAAUUGCAUCGUGCAUAUAAAAAUGCAAACAAUAAUAACUUAAGCCAAGAAAUACAAAAAAGGGAAACAAAAAAUUAUGAAAUAAUUUCGUAAUAAACAUGAAAAAUUGAUUGUUUAAAAAAAUUUAUUUCAUGUUUCUUAAAUACGACAUCGUAUAAAUGCCGCAGCAAUGCCGCAUAUAAAAAAAUUGCAAGAAUCUGUAUGAAAAAGUUGUUUACUUUUUGUUAUAAACUUUAUAUUUUUUAUACCCAUAACGCAAGUGAAAACUGAAAGUAAUGAAAUUGCAUACACUGCAAAUCCAAGUGUGCAUUUUUGUGUGUAAAAUCAUGUAAUCACAUAAAACCCUUGUUAGAUGAAAUAUAUUUUAACCAAAUAUUUUAUUUAGUUAAAAUAUGAUUAAUCAAAAUAUUCAAAUUAUUUGGUUACAUUUCAGCGAAUUUUUUGAAAUUCAGUAAGGAACAAAAAUAAAAUUACUCCUGUGUCUAUAUUUGUGUCAUUUGCUGAAGAGCAACCACGUAAAGUAUCUUUAAGGUGUAUGUGACACAUGUCUAUAUUAAUUAUUUAUAUGUAUAUAUACAUAAAAGCUAUAUGAUUUUUGUUCUAAACUCGAACUUUUUUAAAAAUAAGGGUACUAAUAAUAAGUAUAAAACUUAGAUCCAAAGGAAUUCUGAGUAACAUCAAAUUUUAUUAAAGAAAAAGAUUAGUUUACGUUUACAUUUUAUAUAAUUUUAUUUAAAAAAUAGGUAAAAAUAAUGCAAAACACAGUGAUAGAUAUUAUACGAAAUAGAAGCACGACGAAAGAAAAAUAUAUCCAUAUGAUUCUGUAGUAAUACCAUAAAAAAGAAAAACAAUUGUGAAAC